Molecule: messenger RNA, 3555 nt
Organism: Anolis carolinensis (green anole)
Lineage: Eukaryota; Metazoa; Chordata; Lepidosauria; Squamata; Anolidae
Exons: 6
Coding region: 1-3090 (1029 amino acids)
Biological process (GO): regulation of DNA-templated transcription
Molecular function (GO): transcription coregulator activity
Source: RefSeq, a predicted model, not a curated record
AUGGGGGAAAUCCAUGAAGAAUUGCCUGAUUAUGUCAUGUUCUUCUCGCCUAUUUUGUGCGAGGAAGACCCUGGAGAGGAGGAAGGGCACCAUGAGAGAGACAGUGAGGGAGGUGACACUCAUGAAGGGAAGGGAGACAGCGGUGGGAACAAUGAGGGUGAGCAUCAUGAUGGAGACGGUGAUGGAGAGGAAGACAAGGGUGCAGCCAGGGAUGGACCUGGGACCAAAUACAGAAAGGAAAAGGAAGCAGAGGAAAAGCCUGGAGAGGAGGAUGGGGACCAUGAGAGCCACACUCAUGAAGGGGAUGGAGACAGCGGUGGGGACAGUGAGCAUGAGCCUCAUGAUGGAGAUGGUGAUGGAGAGGAAGACAAGGGUGCAGCCAGUGAGGGACCAGGUACCCAACACAGCAAGGGAAAGGACUGGCAGGAAGGAAAAGGAAGCAGUGUCGGGCUGGAUGCUUUGGAGGUGGAGGAGGAGGAAGGACCAUAUCAGUCCCCACUUCAGGAAAACAAGGGAAAGGGUGACCUUGAGGACAACUCUGAUGGAGAUGAAAGUGAUGAGGACAGCAGUCAGGAAACUGGAGAUGAUGACCACCAUGAAGUCGAUGGUGAUGGCAACAGUGAUGAGGGAAAAGAGAGCCGUGCCAAGCAUGAUGCAGCAAGAGAGAAAGGGCAACAUCAGGGCAAGAACUUUGCUCCGGAGGAGAUCUGCCCCAAGGGAGGAGAAGGCAGGGCCUUGCAACCACAGAGGAGCCAGCUGGAGAUGGGAGACCCACAGCCAGGCGGCAAAGGAGGAAAUAUGGACUGUGGUGAAGGUGGUCAAGAUCAUGGUAAGGAUGGAGAUGGAAGCAAACACAGUGAUGGUGACCACAAUGUAGGGAAAGAUGAUGCCAGGUGGGAUGCCCUGAGGGAAGAGGUGAACGAAGCCACCCAGCAUGAGAGCGACAGUGAGGGAGGUGGCAGUCAUGAAGGGGAUGGAGAAAGUGGUGGGAGCAGUGGUGGUGAGCAUCAUGAUGGAGAUGAGGAUCAGGAGGGCAGUUUCUGGGAGGACAGUGAUGAAGAGGAAGAGAAUGGUGACAGGUGUGAUACUCUGUUGAAAGAGACGAACAAACUGGAGCGGGAGAUGGAGGCACUGCAGGACCCCUCGCAAAAGACGGUGGACAUGUGGAGGAAGGAGGCAGAAGAUCUGAGGAGUGAGUACCAUGACAUCUGUUUUGACAUGGCAACAGCUGUAAACAAGAUAGUGAUUGAGUUGUGGUCAGCCCUAUGGCUUAAUACAUUGCGGGCAGUGACUGCCCUUCGGGAAACCUUGAGCCAAUUUUCGCCAGUGGAGGCAGCUGCUUUGAAAGUGGAGUUUGAUUCCUUAAAGGGCUUCGUGGAUGUUGCCUGGAGCCAAGACACAUUAGCGAAGCUGUCCCAUCUUUUUACCUUAGUGUAUGCUCUACAGGGCCUCCCUCUGCCGAAGAAGGGCCUUCCACAUGGUGAUCCACUGAAGGAAGGGGGUUACAUCAUGCUGGAAAUAGAUGCCUGGCGCUCUGUGCUACUGGAGCAGAGUUGGGAGAAGACAGAUGCCCUGCAGGUGAAGGUGGACGCGGUGCAGGGUAUCUCUCCAGAGCAGGCAGGUGAAUUGAAGGUGAAGAUGGGCGCUCUUCAGAAACACAUGGAUCUUCUGUGGAAAGCCCCCCUGAAGGAGAUGAUGGCCUUGCUGUCAAUGACAUAUGAGCCAUACCGUAUAUGGUCCUCACGCCCCACAAAAAAAGGGAACACCAUAUGGAAGAAAGCAUGUGAUCUUGCCCUUCCCCUCAAGGUUCACCUGAAGGAUGUCCCACGGGAAGAACGGCAUCUUCUGUGGGGGGAGGCGACUUCCCUGGAGGCCAUCCUUCAUGAUAUCCCAGUGGAGAAACUGGUGGUGCUGGAAGAGAAAGUGAAUGCAUGUAUUAGGAAGGUGGAGGAUAUGUUGCAGAAUUACCUAUGGAAGUCCUCGGAGGUUUCCUCUCAUAGAGAGCUGGACAAGGUGCAGGAAGAGCUGGAUGAACUACAAAAAGACCUAGAUUUCAUGCAGAGACAUCCACAUUUGAAAUAUCGGGAAAUCAAGAUGGCUGCCCUGCAUAGGAAGAUGGCUGCCCUGCAGAAGAAGAUGAAUGCCCUGCACAAGGCGGAUGCCUCCCUUGAGGUGGAUGAUGGAGAGAUAAGUGCAGGUGGAUGUUCUGGCAGAGCUGGAAACCUCAAUGAUUCUGUGCCACCUUUUAUAUCGUAUUUGUGUACUGGAUUGAGGAAUACCUGGCACAGGGAAGUCACUCCAGAGGAGCGCAGCUUAUUAGUACAAAAUUUUGCAAAAACCAUCUCUCCUGAUAAUGACUCAGAAGCAGCAAAGAAGAUCCUGGAGGCUUAUGCCAGGCAAAUAGAAGAGGAGGUCUACAGUGUGGCUGACAGUAAGAUGGAAUAUCACCAUUUAAUGGCAGAGAAGCUUAAUGCGAUGAAUAGGAAGCUAGAUGACACCUUGAGGUCUCCUUCAUCUAACCACGGCAUCAGAAGGAACGAGCAGCCACCUUUACAGGGCCCUUGGAUUCAGCUUCCUGGUGUCACAUCAGUGGCAACAACCACAGGGAGAGUCCAGCCUCCAGAACUGCCCAGCUGUGUUCCCAGUGCUGCAGCUCAGAAGAGACCUCCUUCCGAACUUGAGGCGGCAGACUAUCCAAGCAAAGCCCUUCAAAUACAAGAGCCCACCAGUCUAAAGAGACCUCAGAGACGGGACCCACCACAGCCAGAAGAGGUGACGUGUGUGGAGAGUUCUGGGGAGAGUCUUGCUGGCUGUGAAUCAGCGCUGCAAGGAGAGGAUUCAGAACCUCCCCGUAAAAAACAGAAGGUGAAUCCUGCCAGUGGGACCCAAGAGCCUUCUUUGACUUGGGAACUGUUUGCUGUUCUCCAAAAGCAUGUUGCCCUUACUAUAAACCAAAAUAUGGAGAAAGUGAGCGAUGUAGUGAGCAGGUUGCAUGGCACUGCCUUAAAGGAUACAGAAGAAGCAAAAGCCCUGAUGGCUGCUUUGGAAAAAGCUCAGGCACUUUCGAAGUCCUUCUUUGAGGAUGCCUGAUAUAAAUCUGGGGUGUUGAAUGGGUUUGGGGGUAGGGUUGUAUACCUAAGAAAGAAAUCUAGAGACAUGAAAUUAGGAAAGGAAUUUGUCUCUACUAAUACUGUCCAGCAUGACCCUUGUAUGCACUGGGGAUAUGUUCAAAAACCCCAGUGUAGAUUCCUAAAACGGUGGAUAAAAAGAAACGCUAUUUGUUUUGGCCAUGAACACACCAUAGAAUUGCACGAAGAGGACCUAGAGAAGCCCACAAACUGUUCUGCAUAUACUGUUCUGUUUUAAAAUCUUGACUAUAUUAAAUGAUCUCAGGGAUGCCAUUCUUAGGAAAAGAAUCCUCCCUGGAGCUCAGGAGAGAAUGGGUGCUGGUCAGAAUUGAGAGCACUGGGCUACGUUGACCAAACAUUAUAAAGCCAGUUCAGCUUAGCCUUUUGCUUAUUCAUUGCAAAAACAGUUUUUCUGUGUCUUCAAGAG